AAGGGGCAUUCUGGGUAGUCCUCUGUUUACUUCCUGCCCGGGUGGCAGCUGUGGCUGUGUCCGGCUGUCCUUCCCAUCCGAGAAGAUGGCUCUGGAGACGGUGCCAAAGGACUUGCGGCAUCUGCGGGCGUGUUUGCUGUGUUCUCUGGUCAAGACUAUUGACCAGUUUGAGUAUGACGGUUGUGAUAAUUGUGACGCGUACCUACAAAUGAAGGGUAACCGAGAGAUGGUAUAUGACUGCACCAGCUCUUCCUUUGAUGGAAUCAUUGCCAUGAUGAGUCCAGAGGACAGCUGGGUCUCCAAGUGGCAGCGAGUCAGCAACUUUAAGCCCGGUGUAUAUGCAGUGUCGGUCACUGGUCGCCUGCCCCAAGGAAUCGUGCGGGAGCUGAAAAGUCGAGGAGUGGCCUACAAAUCCAGAGACACCGCUAUAAAGACCUAACAAGAUGUGGGGCCGCCAGCGUCUUUCUCCACUUCCUGCCUCUACUUACUGUUUGGUUAAUGGACUGAAUAAGCCUCCUUCAAACACUCGCCCCCCACCUUGGAGAAUCAGCUGACUAUUGAGAGAGCAGCUUCCUGUCCCCAGGCCACGGCACUUCUUUGGACUACUUAGUGGUGGAGGUGGGAGGAUUUGGCUGGUGGGUUCCCAGAGACUGAAUUGAGAGAGUAGGAUGUUAGUUUUCCUACCCACAACCACAGAUACGAGCCUGGGACAAAUACCAAUAAACUUGAGCCCCUGA
This is a messenger RNA of Octodon degus (degu), 737 nucleotides long. It is a transcript of the gene Supt4h1, whose product is annotated as SPT4 homolog, DSIF elongation factor subunit. The record is from RefSeq and is a predicted model, not a curated record. Gene Ontology annotation, biological process: regulation of transcription elongation by RNA polymerase II; positive regulation of DNA-templated transcription, elongation; mRNA processing. The transcript is spliced from 5 exons. Bases 86 to 439 code for a protein of 117 amino acids. Gene Ontology annotation, cellular component: DSIF complex; nucleus. Lineage: Eukaryota; Metazoa; Chordata; Mammalia; Rodentia; Octodontidae. Gene Ontology annotation, molecular function: RNA polymerase II complex binding; zinc ion binding.